UAGGCUCUCAGCCCUGCCAGGCGCGUGUCAUCGAGCGGUAUGAUACUGCAGCUUGAGCGCAUGUUCACCCCCCUGCCUUGGAGAAUCAAUCUAUAUCUCUGGACUGACAGCGCGCGCACCCUCUGCAACAUACUCACGUCUGCUCAUUCGUGGCCUCGUACAUGCGUGCCUUCCAGAGACUACAUGUAGAGCCGUCCCAAUGUCGAGCGAGUCCCAGGUCCAACUUGUCAAUGGCCGCUACUUGGAUGAUGGCGUGACCACGGGAGCGUCCAAAGUUCCCAAGAGGAAAAGAACGUAUCAUCACAAGGUGCGCACCGGGUGCCUUACUUGCAAGAUCCGGCGUGUUCGAUGUGACGAGGAGAAGCCGGCGUGCAAGAGAUGUACGUCAACGGGACGCACCUGCGACGGGUACCUGAACACCAAGCCCGUGCUGGUGGCGCGGGAUUCUUCGAAUGACUUGUCUGCCAAGAGGCGCGUCUCUCCGGAUCUGCAAUAUGCAACUAGCGCAACCUACGCCGGAAGGGGACCGGGCAUGGCACCCGAAAGUGUCGGUGGAGAUGCCCGGCUCUUGUUACCCAAGCUCGAUCCAUCUGAGCUUCGAAGUUAUCGAUACUAUGUUGAGGUUGUGGGCCCCUCGCUAUCGGGCUUCUUCGACGCAGACUUCUGGCUCGUCGAGGUGCUGAGGGUCUGCCACUCGGACGCUUCCAUCUGGCAUGCGAUAGUCAGUCUCGGCGCAACCUACGAGUGCCAGCGAGAUCCCAAGGCCCUUUCCAGUCUUUCUCGGUUUGCUCUUCAACAGUUCAACUCAGCAAUCCACUGUCUAAUGGAGCCAAAUUCGCCUCGGCAUGCAGACAGGGGUAGGGCAUUGACCGUGAGCACCAUCUUUGCAGGCAUCUCGAGCAUACAAGGGCAGCACAAACAAGCAGCUAUGCAUGUCGAGGGAGGCUGCAAGAUGUUGCAGGAACUGGAAGGCGACGAACUGAACCCCGUCACAAAGAACAAUCAAAACUUGAAGAAGACAUUGACAGAGCUGGAGUCGCUACCUAUUGCCAUUGCACCCAUGCGGAAUAUCCUCAUGAAGAUCGACUUGAUGCACAAGGCUCUGCAGCAUGGUGGAGUUGCCGGCGUUAUGCCAACCUCGCAGGUCAUGAAGAACAGCAUUUUCCGUGUUUGGCGGUCGUACGAAGCCCCACAACCCUCGAAAGGAGUGCAUUCAACCCUCACACCAGAAGAUAUCAUCAUGGCCAGCCGCGCUGGCGAGUCGCUAAUGAACGGGCUGGUGUUCGCCAUGCAACAGCAGGUUGAAGAUAUGGCCCAGUUGAUGCUCGGACAAGGGGACAGGCGUAAUGAAAUCCACCGCAUCAACGUCAGCCAAAGGCCUCAUGCCCGGGCGUAUAAAGAGCUGAAGAAGGCAUUGGCGGUGUUCGAGCACGAGCUGAACAAAGAACACUGUGGCUCGGCACGAGCAUCGAGGACGGCCUUGCGCAAUGGCACGACACCACUCAAAAUGUUUCUGGCUAUAUGUCGCAUGAUAUUCUUGACUGAUCCCGAGGAGCCCGAUCCAGUCAAGCGAGCCAUGAACUAUCCCAACCUGUGUCACGAGAUCAUCGCCGAUGCCGAGACGGUGUGGUCCAUGGACGACACCUAUAUCGACAUGGGCGGCCGGAGCAUUCCACUGACCCCCAAGUCCACGAUUCUCGAUGCUCUGUUCAUGGUCGCUAUCGGAGGUUCUUCGAUCCGUGUGCGUCGCCGGGCUGCCGCUCGGAUGCGGUCCAUGCACACCAAGCCGGAAGGGCUUUUCCACACGGUCAUGGCAGCGAACCUGGCAGACUUGGUCACGACCCGGGAGAUCGCAGCCUAUCAGACAUGGCUUCGCCAGCAAAGGCUCAAACAGUCAGAGGCAAGUGAAGAUGGGUCUGGUGCUAGUGACCAAGAACCUCCCGACAUUGGGGAGAUUGACGAGGACACUUCUGUUCCGCCGCCACAUCGUCUUCGCAACAUGUCCAUGGAUUUCCCCGGGACAAAGAAGGCGCGUGUUAGACUACAGACAUGGAGAGAGUAUGCUGCUGGCGAACCCGGGGUAUUCCUUAUGAUGGACUGGUGAUUCGAAUGCUGUGCAAGAUAGUGAUGGACGGGAUAUCGGAGGCAAAUACCUCACAUUCUUUACAGGUAUACUUGCAACUAGCCAUAGAAACGAUCUCCACUUCAUUGUUGUGGCGUACCUUGCAAGUCUGUUGGAGCCCACUUAUAAGAAGAUUCUUCUUUUUGAGGGCAGACAUGCGACAUCAAGAGGCUACCAAAGCAACAGUUCG
Emericellopsis atlantica is the source of this 2312-nucleotide messenger RNA. RefSeq lists its product as uncharacterized. Gene Ontology annotation, biological process: regulation of DNA-templated transcription. Lineage: Eukaryota; Fungi; Ascomycota; Sordariomycetes; Hypocreales; Bionectriaceae. The coding region runs from base 200 to 2104 and encodes 634 amino acids. The record is from RefSeq and is a predicted model, not a curated record. Gene Ontology annotation, molecular function: DNA-binding transcription factor activity, RNA polymerase II-specific; zinc ion binding. The transcript has 3 exons.